Molecule: messenger RNA, 1988 nt
Organism: Linum trigynum
Lineage: Eukaryota; Viridiplantae; Streptophyta; Magnoliopsida; Malpighiales; Linaceae
Source: the annotation of a GenBank genome assembly
GUAGAUAUGCCUUUGUCUUUUGAACAUGUCGAUCCAAUAAAAAACCGUUCAUUUUUUAUAUUUGGAUUUUUAUAUAAGAAAUCGGGCCAAACUAACGGAUUUGGGCUUGAGUUGGGCUCAGCAAAAGCCCGCCCACAGCAGCACCUAUCUUCUUCUUCGCCUAUCCUUUAGCUUCAAGGGCAGGGAGACGCAAGCUUUCCCAUCUUCGGGAUUUGAUAGAUCGAUUCUCUCCAAUUUUCCCGGAUGCCAAACAGAACUUCCACACCGCCGCAGCCAUCGCCAUAAUGCUGAGAAGAAAAGCCACCAAAAUCGACGUGAGCAUCGAAGACAAAGAAGAGAUCGAACAAGCCCGCAAAACUGCCGCCGACGCCGCCGCCAUCCCUUCCGCCGGCGACGCUCUCGUCCGACUCCUCGACCGCACCCAAUCCAACAACCCCGCCGCCCCCUCCAAAUCCCAACGCAUCGGCCUCUCCUCCUCUUGAAAUCUCAAGCUUCCGCCGCUUCAAUGGAAGUGGAGGUCAAGCUAGGGCUUCCCAACGCCGCCGCGCACUCCAAAUUCAAAUCCCUGAUUUCCGAAUCCCACAUCAAGACCGUCAACCAGCAGAACCUCUUCUUCGACACCCCCACCGCCGCGCUCGCAUCCAAGCGCGCCGUGCUCCGCCUCCGAUUCCUCGACGGCGUCACACGCUGCGUAGUUUCGCUGAAGGCCAAGGCUGUUUUGGUCGAUGGGGUGAGCCGGGUCGAAGAAGACGAGGAGGAGAUCGACCCGGUACUGGGCCGGGCCUGCGCCGCCGACCCGAUGAAGCUGGGCUCGGUUGAUUCGAGGAUUGUGAGGAGGUGCAGGGAUGAGUUCGGCGGUGGGAAGGAGAUGGGGUUUGUUUGCUUGGGAGGGUUUGAGAAUGUGAGAGAUGUUUAUGAAUGGAGAGGGAUGAAGCUGGAGGUGGACGAGACCAAGUAUGCUUUCGGAGUGAGCUAUGAGAUUGAGUGCGAGAGUGAGGAUCCUGAAGCGGUGAAGAAGGAGCUCGAAGGGUUUCUGAAGGAGAAUGGGGUUGAUUACAAGUACUCUGAGAUGUCAAAGUUUGCUGUUUUCCGAUCUGGGAAGCUGCCGUGAGAGUAAGUGAUCAUGGUAAAGCUCUUGAAUUUCGGCUAUGAAUUUGGGAUUGGUGUGAUUGUAGGAUUGCUUGAUUGAACAACAGGGAGUGAUGAAACUAAGCUAGUAGUGAAGCUGUGUUCGCUCUGUUUACUUGUAGAUGCUAUUGGGAGUUCUGAAUUCUGAUGUCAUACCAGCUUGUUUAAUCAAAUCCUCCAUGGAAUAAUCUCUCCAGAGACCAUAAUAACCUUACUAAUAGAAUCGAUUCUGUUGUAAUUAUGAAACUCUUGGUCUUCAUUACUGUAUCAUUGAUGAACAAUGAAAGAGUUGCAAUACGAGUAUCUCAUAUAUAUCUCCUGGACCAUUUUUUUUGUAGGAGUACUACCUGUGAUCGUGAUCACGGUGGGGAUCUGUCCACCGUAAUUAAUUUCGUGUUGAUCUGGAUUUCUGAUCGAAGAGACCCUCUGCGGCAGUCUUUGUUUCAUCAUCUCAAUGUCAAUUAUCUUGUUCUGCUGAACCAGUUCUUGGUGUCCAUCAGGAAUUGAAGCCACCUAUGAAUGCUAUUAUUACUCCUUACCGUGUUCUGCAAUGAACUUCGACUAGUGAUUUUUGAAGUCGGAUUUCGACAUAAGUAGUACGCUGAGUAAUUGACGACAUUGUAUUGUUCUGCAAGUGUUGGUUUAAGUAUGGCGUUUUAAGCAUUUUUCUGCUGUUUUUGGGAUUUAUUAUUCAAGAGUAUUCCUCCUUGUCCAGGUUAACUGAAUGGGUAAAGGUCGUCCUAAAAAUGACUAACCAUCGUCCUAACUUAAUAUGUAAUUUACCGAAUUGCCCAUUUUGAAUUUCAAAAUCAAACACAAAACAAACAACCCCUCCCCUUCCAUAAAUCUAAAAAAUAUAA